AUGCACCAAGGGGAAAGGGACUUCUUAGCGCGAUGCAAGCAGAGCAGACACCUAGAAGUUCUGUUUCGGUCUGCUGUGUCUGACCUUUUCCUCGGCGGGUGUCGUUUUGCGGGGAUGGAAAGGAUGCACGUUGUCGUAGCCCACGGCCAUUUGGCCGCCUGGUAUGCAGUGUCAACGAUGCUGAUGCUACGUGACGACGCCGAGGCAAAGAACAAGGGCUUGGAAAUAUUUCGUGGGCUUGAGGCGGCCGGUGCCCUAACAAUCUGCAAAUUGGUGUUCUGCGGUGUUAUCCAAGGGACGUGGACACACCUGCGUCGCGUGCCAAUGCUAAGCGCAGAGAAUCUAGUCUGUUCUUCGCAUGCAUGUCUAAGCCGUGGAAACAUGGGUGCUAUUUACCACCGUCAACGCUGUGGAAGAGGGUGGCACGUAAACGACGGUGAUGGAGGUGCUGCUCAUCUUCCGUGCGUGCAUUGUCGGGCAGACUAUGAGUUGAUCCUGUUUGUCCACCUCUUUGACUGA
Messenger RNA from Arachis ipaensis, 519 nucleotides. RefSeq lists its product as uncharacterized. The record is from RefSeq and is a predicted model, not a curated record. NCBI's taxonomy places the organism in Eukaryota, Viridiplantae, Streptophyta, Magnoliopsida, Fabales, Fabaceae.